Molecule: messenger RNA, 1159 nt
Organism: Cololabis saira (Pacific saury)
Lineage: Eukaryota; Metazoa; Chordata; Actinopteri; Beloniformes; Belonidae
Gene: kgd4
Product: alpha-ketoglutarate dehydrogenase subunit 4
Exons: 5
Coding region: 341-670 (109 amino acids)
Biological process (GO): 2-oxoglutarate metabolic process
Source: RefSeq, a predicted model, not a curated record
CAUCCAUUCUAGCAUAGUGUCCUUGUAUUGUCAUAUUAGAGAAAAUAACCUGCCAAUUUCUAAAAUUAUGUGUAACAAAUAAUUUCUUGAUUAUUGAUAUUUCGUCGUGGAUUUAAAUCUUUGUGUGGUCUGUAUCCGUCUAAGCUUAAUGACAGAAGAUUAACAGAGGACAAAUGUAUGGCUUAAACCUGUCAGGACUAUCACUGUCAACAAAUCUGUGAACUACUUGGAAUUACCGGUACAGAGGUAAAGACAAAACUCAAGCAGCGCCCUCUGGUGGCGAGUCUCUGCAGCUGCAGCAGCUGUUUCUCCAGACCGGAAGUGCACCCCUGAGGUCGUCAUGGGGAGCAAAGUCAGCUCCAAAAUGGCAGCUCCCACCGCUAAAGUAAUUCAGGCUGUACGGCCUCACAUGCCUCUGAUCAAGUUCCCCAACAGACACGGCCUGACAAAGGCCAACGCCCAAGAAGCACUGAAAAGCAUAGGAAUUAACCUUCCACAACACAAUGCUCCCAGCUCCGGCCCUCCUGUAUCCAGACCUCACAUACCGUUGACUCCGGUCCCAGGGAGCCCGGACACGCUGGCCUCCAUUCAGCUGCUGCCUGCACGCUACCGCAGGAGAGCAAUGACAGCGGAUGAGAUGGAGUACAUCCAGCGCGGUGGACCGGAGUGACGUGAAACUACCUGAUGACUGCAACCAAAGUCCUUAUCUGUUGGAGAUCAGUCCGUCUUUAUUCUUCUCCUCAGCACAAAAUUCAUGCCACGAGACAUGUAGAAUAAACUAUUAAAUGAAUCCGUUGAAAUGUACAUAUGUUUAUUUUUAGAUGAUUGUGAUGUAUUUUAAGUUCACACUGGUGAAACAUCAUUGUAAUUUACAGAAGUCAUAAUAUCCUCUCAGUUUCACCUUGUUCACCAUCUUGGCAGUAAAAAUGUUUCUUGCAUCUUUGAUUUUGAUAAACUCUGGUUUUAAACCUAUAAUCGGCUUAAUUAACCGACUUUCCAGUUAAAUAUUUCCAUCUUGUUUUGUUUUGGCUUCAUUUCAAAUGCCACCACGAGACUAAACAAACGAAGAAAAGAGAUGGAUUAAGAAGUUACGUCGGCUCUCAAGUGUUGCUUGUGUGACCCACUGGAUUUACAUGAUUAAAAGAAUACUGCUUUUUGA